CGUGUGCGUGAUUAUUUUUAAUAUUUGAACAUGAUUAGUUAACUACGAUGUAUAUUAUUUUGAAAAUCUAUCUCCCUGCCGGAAGUGCACUAAUGCUGGCCUCGCUGCGGCUCAAUUCGCCAUCUUGAAAUUGUCCCGAGCAGAAGCGGCGAGGGCGACGGAGCAGGGAGAAGCAGCGCCUUCUAAACUCAGAAGAGCCACAUUAAUCACCAGGAUUAGCGGAGGUCUCAGUGGUCGCGCCCGUCAAACAAUAGCGCGUUUCCGUCGAUGUCUCUCGAAGAGCGGGAGAGGUUUGCCUGAGCCGUGUUCGCCUUCUGGAGCGGACCGAUCCUCGACUGUGGCCUGGCGGCUCCGUCGGACUGCCGGGACGGAAUUGAGCGUCCCCUGCACAGUUUUAUCACCGACUGACGCUGUCAAGCACUCUUUCCUGUGCGCCUUGCUGGGAAUAAUCGCCAGUUCGCACGUUUUUAAUGCAAGACUACGGAGCUCACAGAGGACAAGUUUGACCCAGAGUGCGCUCGUUUCGCAGUCCGAUGGCUGUUGCCUCCGCCCGGCUGUGGCGGUGUUCUGAUAACAAAAAAAAAGAGUCAUUCCAGCAAAGUGUUCGUAACGAUGCUGCAACAUAUUCUAUGUUUGCUAAAGCUGGCGUGAGUGCGGAGUAGUCGCCCUCCAUUGCUGUGCUGUAAACGUGGGAAUAGCCAAUCAAUCAAAGUGUAUUUAUAUAGCCCGAAAUCACAAAUGUCUCAAAGGGCUGCACAAGCCACAAAGCCAUAACAACAACCCCCCUCCUCUAGCAUGACCCUGGAUACACUGGAUUUAUCCUCAUGUUGAAAACAUGCCCUUUUUGCACAGACAGUCCUUGCUGCAGUAAUCUGACUCUGCCGCUUUGAGGAUUUUGGGGCACUUUUAAAUUUUUUUUUUUAUAUAUACAUUUAUUUUAUCCGAGGAUCACAUUCGAAUGGAAAAUGGGAGACGCCACCAAACUGGCCCUUGCCGUUUUCCUCAUCUCCUGUUCUUCAGGUGCAAUCCUGGGCCGCUCGGAUACACAGAAGUGCAGCUACUACAACUCCAGCUGGGAGAAGGAGCGCACUAAUCGCAGUGGUAUUGAGCCAUGUUAUGGCGAUAAGGACAAGAGGCGGCACUGCUUCGCCACAUGGAAGAAUUCUUCUGGCACUGUGGAGGUAGUCAAGCAAGGUUGUUGGUUGGACGACAUCAACUGCUAUGACAGCAACGAGUGCGUGGAAAAGAAGGAGAAUCCUGAUGUAUUCUUCUGCUGCUGUGAAGGCAACAUGUGCAACGAGCGGUUCCUGUAUGCACCUGAUACGCCCCCACAGAGUGACACACACCAGUCAACCGCCUACACUACAUCCAACCCAUUUCCCCAGAAGCCUCAGCUCUUCAGCACGCUGCUUUACUCCCUGGUUCCUGUCAUCGGGCUGGCUGCUGUCGUCCUUUUCUCCUUCUGGAUGUGGAGGCACCACAAGUUGGCCUAUCCGGCAGCCCUUGUUCCUACACAUCACCCCUUUCACAUUAUGGUGGAGGAUCCCGGCCCUUUGCCCCCGUCUCCUAUCCUGGGACAAAAGCCUCUGCAGCUGAUCGAGAUGAAGGCUCGGGGUCGCUUCGGCUGCGUGUGGAAGGCCCAGCUGCUGAGCGAAUACGUGGCUGUGAAGAUCUUCCCAAUCCAGGACAAGCUGUCUUGGCAGAAUGAGUACGAGAUUUACAGCGUGAGUGGCAUGAAGCACGAAAACAUCCUCCACUUUAUCGGCGUGGAGAAGAGGAACAACAACCUCGACAUGGAGCUGUGGCUCAUCACCACCUACCAUGACAAGGGCUCGCUGACAGACUAUCUGAAGGCCAACGUGGUGUCCUGGAACGAGCUUUGCCACAUCGCGCAGUCGGCGGCCCGCGGCCUGUCCCACCUGCACGAAGACAUACCAGGACACAAAGACGGACACAAGCCCUCCAUCGCUCACAGGGACAUCAAGAGCAAAAACGUGCUCCUGAAGAACAACCUGACGGCUUGCAUCGCUGACUUUGGCCUUGCGCUUAAGUUUGAGGCUGGAAAAUCAGCCGGGGACACGCAUGGACAAGUGGGAACGCGACGUUACAUGGCUCCUGAGGUCCUCGAAGGCGCCAUCAACUUUCAGCGCGACUCCUUCCUGCGCAUCGACAUGUACGCCUUCGGCCUCGUCCUGUGGGAGCUGGCGGCGCGGUGCACCGCCGCAGAUGGCCCAGUGGACGAGUACAUGCUGCCCUUCGAGGAGGAGGUGGGUCAGCAUCCGUCUCUGGAGGACAUGCAGGAAGUGGUUGUGCACAAGAAGCUGCGACCCUGCCUUCGAGACUGUUGGCAGAAACACACGGGUCUGACCGUGCUCUGUGAAACCAUCGAGGACUGCUGGGACCACGAGGCCGAGGCACGACUCUCUGCCGGCUGCGUCGAGGAGCGCAUCGGCCAAAUGCAGCGGCAGGCUCCCAUCACCGGGCCAGAGGAGAUAGUCACCGUCGUCACCAUGGUGACCAACGUGGACCUGCCGCCCAAGGAGUCCAGCUUAUGAUCCGCCAACAGAGCGCAUCCAGAUGAGCAUCCAACGGGCCGGUUGGCACGUUGAGUUGUUUUCAUUCGGGUUUGGUUGUUGUUUUAUUAGUUGUUGUUUUUUUUUACUACUGGCAGCCACUCGCGCUCAGGACAUACCAUGUGACCACCUCACCGCAUCACUGGAUCUCCACCUCAUGUCAACAUGUGUGCCUGAGGACGGGAACAGGUGACAGCGUUCAGGGUGUUGACACUCAAACAGUCGGAUCACCUUUUUUCUACACGUCAGAAGGCAAGCUGCUCAACGCGUUCCUCCACAGUCCGAGAAGAUGGAUAUCCUCAACUCUGUGCGUGAAUAAAUAUAUAAUAUAGACAUAUAUAUUAUAUAUUUACGAGCACAUGGCUCUUGAUACCGUUGCUGUUUUCUCGUGUGCGUGUUUUUUGUUUCUUUUGAAGAAGAAUCGACUAACAUUCUGCCAAUAAGCAACGGCUUUUGAAUGUUUCUAGUGUAAUGCUGCUGUAAAUAGUGUAUUAUGGACCCACACCACUUGUUAAUCCAUCUUAU
This is a messenger RNA of Entelurus aequoreus (snake pipefish), 3098 nucleotides long. Its product is annotated as activin receptor type-2A-like. Gene Ontology annotation, biological process: activin receptor signaling pathway; protein phosphorylation; cellular response to growth factor stimulus. Gene Ontology annotation, cellular component: plasma membrane; activin receptor complex. The record is from RefSeq and is a predicted model, not a curated record. Lineage: Eukaryota; Metazoa; Chordata; Actinopteri; Syngnathiformes; Syngnathidae. The transcript is spliced from 12 exons. The coding region runs from base 966 to 2555 and encodes 529 amino acids. Gene Ontology annotation, molecular function: ATP binding; activin receptor activity; activin binding.